AUGUUGUCGAGAAUGCAUUUGGGUUUGCAUGUUAGCAGGUCAUUUCUACAAACAAGCAUUAACAGAGGCAAAGCAGUCAACCUCAUAUCAAACUACACUAGAUUUCAGAGUACUCAAACAAUCAAGAAAGAUGAUAAGCUCAUAAAUAAGAAUGACUCCAUUAAAGGUCUUGGAGCCACUGUAACAGCGGAAACAAAGAUAGUAUCUAAGAAAGAGAUUCCGAAAAAGAUAAUCAGGCCUGGUUAUUUUGAAACACCCAAAGAUCCAGGUCUUAAUGGGAAAUUUCAAGAGGACUACCAAAGAAUUAUGAAGUAUACUUUAAUACCGCUGACUUUAACACCAUUUUUCACAUCAUACGCUGGAAUACCAUUCCAUCCAAUGUUAGAUGCUACAUUGGGGAGUGUAUUUCUAUUGUAUGCCCAUUACGGAUUUUCCUCAUUGAUAUAUCAAUAUUUACCCAAGGAAAAAUACCCUAGAUGGAGUACUAUAUCUCUUUGGACACUAUAUUCUUCAUCAUGUCUUGCAUUUUACGGUCUUUAUGAACUUGAAACUGAAAAUAACGGUAUUGUGGAUCUAAUUAAUAAACUUUGGAACUUCGAUGAUAGAAACGUGUUUGUUUUCAGCACUUCAUAA
This is a messenger RNA of Maudiozyma barnettii, 633 nucleotides long. It is a transcript of the gene TIM18, whose product is annotated as Tim18p. Gene Ontology annotation, molecular function: transmembrane protein transporter activity. Bases 1 to 633 code for a protein of 210 amino acids. The record is from RefSeq and is a predicted model, not a curated record. The transcript has a single exon. Gene Ontology annotation, cellular component: mitochondrial envelope; TIM22 mitochondrial import inner membrane insertion complex; membrane. Lineage: Eukaryota; Fungi; Ascomycota; Saccharomycetes; Saccharomycetales; Saccharomycetaceae. Gene Ontology annotation, biological process: protein insertion into mitochondrial inner membrane.